Molecule: messenger RNA, 387 nt
Organism: Arachis ipaensis
Lineage: Eukaryota; Viridiplantae; Streptophyta; Magnoliopsida; Fabales; Fabaceae
Source: RefSeq, a predicted model, not a curated record
AUGAAGAAUAGCAUAAGGGGAUGCAUAUCAUGCAUCCUACCAUGCGGGGCAUUGGACGUGAUACGUAUAGUUCACUCUAAUGGCAGAAUUGAAGAGCUCACUACUCGCACCAUCAAGGCUGCUGACGUCAUGAGAGCUCAUCCUAACCAUAUCCUCAAGAAAUAUUCUCCCUUCAACCUCCUCAUCGUUCCUCCCUACGCUGACCUCCAUCGUGGCAACAUCUACUUCCUCGUUCCCCUCCCUCCCUCUCCCAACCAACACGCUGCAGCAGUAGAUCAGCAGCUCUCCACCUCCACUCACACAAGCACCAGCAGCCUUCUUACUCUCUGGAGGCCUCACCUCGACACCAUCUCAGAGAAUAGAGAUGAACUGAUAGAAGAACGAUAG